This is a messenger RNA of Suncus etruscus (white-toothed pygmy shrew), 9653 nucleotides long. It is a transcript of the gene FRYL, whose product is annotated as FRY like transcription coactivator. Gene Ontology annotation, biological process: neuron projection development; cell morphogenesis. NCBI's taxonomy places the organism in Eukaryota, Metazoa, Chordata, Mammalia, Eulipotyphla, Soricidae. The transcript has 62 exons. The record is from RefSeq and is a predicted model, not a curated record. Gene Ontology annotation, cellular component: cell cortex; site of polarized growth. The coding region runs from base 230 to 9313 and encodes 3027 amino acids.
UGCACUGAGAAUCACCGCUGCUCCACAUUACUGUGUUUGCUCUUGUGCCUGAACAGUACGUGCUCCAGAACAGAAAAGUACUUCUAGAUGGAUCCUUUCCACAUCUGGUGUCUUUUCUACAAAUUCUGUGCCUCAACAUUUUCUGAGUGCUUCAGCACCGGUCAGCACAGUGACUAAGAACUGCUCCUCUUCCAAUUUUCAUUCCUCUUUGGGAAAAAAGAAUAUCAUCAUGUCAAGCAUUACGAUUGACCCAGAUGUCAAGCCUGGUGAAUAUGUCAUCAAAAGCCUCUUUGCAGAAUUUGCUGUUCAAGCUGAAAAGAAAAUUGAAGUUGUAAUGGCUGAACCCUUGGAGAAGCCGUUGUCUAGAUCUCUUCAGAGGGGUGAAGAUCUUCAGUUUGAUCAGUUGAUAAGCUCUAUGAGCUCAGUAGCAGAGCACUGCCUCCCUUCCCUCCUCCGCACCUUGUUUGACUGGUACAGGCGCCAGAAUGGAACAGAAGAUGAGUCAUACGAGUAUAGGCCUCGUUCUAGUACCAAGUCUAAGGGGGAUGAACAGCAACGUGAAAGAGAUUAUCUUCUUGAAAGAAGAGAUUUAGCAGUAGAUUUCAUUUUUUGCUUAGUUUUAGUUGAAGUUCUAAAGCAGAUUCCUGUUCACCCUGUGCCUGAUCCAUUAGUCCAUGAAGUUCUAAACUUAGCUUUUAAGCACUUUAAACAUAAGGAAGGAUAUUCAGGAACCAACACUGGGAAUGUUCAUAUUAUUGCAGAUUUAUAUGCAGAGGUGAUAGGGGUUCUUGCUCAAUCAAAGUUUCAGGCUGUGAGGAAAAAGUUUGUGACCGAAUUAAAAGAACUGCGACAAAAGGAACCAAGUCCGCAUGUGGUGCAAAGUGUCAUCAGCUUAAUAAUGGGAAUGAAGUUUUUCCGAGUGAAAAUGUAUCCUGUAGAAGAUUUUGAAGCAUCUUUUCAAUUUAUGCAGGAAUGUGCUCAGUAUUUUUUAGAAGUAAAGGAUAAAGAUAUAAAACAUGCACUUGCUGGUUUAUUUGUGGAAAUUCUUAUCCCUGUAGCUGCUGCUGUUAAAAAUGAAGUGAAUGUUCCCUGUUUGAAAAAUUUUGUGGAGAUGCUUUAUCAGACUACUUUUGAACUGAGCUCCAGAAAGAAGCAUUCAUUGGCUCUGUAUCCCCUAAUUACCUGCCUUUUAUGUGUCAGUCAGAAACCAUUUUUUUUAAAUAACUGGCAUAUUUUCCUACAGAACUGUUUGUCCCAUCUGAAGAAUAAAGAUCCUAAAAUGUCCCGAGUUGCACUGGAAUCUUUGUAUAGAUUAUUGUGGGUUUAUGUAAUUAGAAUUAAAUGUGAAAGCAACACUGUAACUCAGAGUCGUCUAAAUAGCAUAGUGUCAGCACUUUUCCCAAAAGGUUCGCGUAGUGUGGUUCCUCGUGAUACACCUCUCAAUAUAUUUGUGAAGAUUAUUCAGUUCAUUGCUCAGGAACGUUUGGAUUUUGCAAUGAAAGAAAUAAUAUUUGACCUUCUCAGUGUUGGAAAAUCUACUAAAACUUUCACCAUUAAUCCAGAGAGAAUGAACAUCGGCCUCAGGGUCUUCCUUGUCAUCGCUGACAGUUUGCAGCAGAAGGAUGGAGAGCCGCCAAUGCCAACAACUGGGGUCAUUCUUCCCUCAGGAAACACUCUGCGUGUGAAGAAAAUCUUUCUUAACAAGACCCUGACAGAUGAAGAAGCUAAAGUCAUAGGAAUGUCCAUUUACUAUCCUCAAGUGAGAAAAGCCUUAGAUAGCAUCCUCAGGCAUUUAGACAAAGAAGUUGGGAGACCAAUGUGUAUGACAAGUGUGCAGAUGUCCAACAAGGAGCCUGAAGACCUUAUCACGGGAGAAAGAAAACCCAAAAUUGAUUUGUUUAGAACCUGUAUUGCUGCUAUUCCAAGACUGAUUCCUGAUGGAAUGAGCAGAACUGACCUCAUUGAACUGUUAGCAAGACUCACGGUUCACAUGGAUGAAGAACUGCGUGCUCUGGCUUUCAAUACUCUGCAGGCACUAAUGCUGGAUUUUCCGGAUUGGCGGGAAGACGUUCUUUCAGGAUUUGUUUAUUUCAUUGUUCGUGAAGUAACUGAUAUCCAUCCCACGCUUCUUGAUAAUGCUGUAAAGAUGUUGGUACAAUUAAUAAAUCAGUGGAAACAAGCGAUCCAGAUGCAUAACAAAAACCAGGAUUCACGGCAUGGAGUAGUUAAUGGAGCCUCUCAUCCCCCUCCUCUGGAAAGGAGCCCAUAUUCCAGUGUGUUCCAUGUGGUCGAAGGAUUUGCUCUUGUCAUUCUCUGUAGCAGUCGACCAGCCACCAGGAGAUUAGCCGUCAGUGUCCUUAGAGAAAUACGGGCUCUAUUUGCACUUUUGGAAAUACCUAAGGGUGAAGAUGAAUUAGCCAUAGAUGUGAUGGACAGGCUGAGCCCAUCCAUUCUUGAAAGCUUCAUACAUCUCACUGGGGCUGAUCAGACAACUUUGCUGUAUUGUCCUAGCUCAAUAGAUUUACAGACAUUAGCAGAAUGGAACUCAUCCCCUAUUAGCCACCAGUUUGAUGUGAUCAGUCCAUCACACAUUUGGAUAUUUGCACAUGUGACCCAAGGGCAAGAUCCGUGGAUUAUAAGUCUCUCCAGUUUUUUAAAACAAGAAAACCUUCCCAAACACUGCUCGACAGCUGUGGGCUAUGCAUGGACGUUUGCAUACACAAGACUUCAAUCAUUGUCCCCCCAAGUUGAUAUAAAUAGCCCCAUCAACGCGAAGAAAGUUAACACCACCUCGAGCAGCGACUCCUACGUGGGCCUGUGGAGGAACUAUCUGCUGCUAUGCUGCAGCGCAGCCACCUCGGCGACCACCGCCUCCUCAUCCGCAGGCUCAGUGAGGUGCUCUCCCCCUGAGACGCUGGCGUCCACCCCCGAUAGUGGCUACUGCAUCGAUUCCAAAAUUAUUACCAUUCCAUCCCCCUCAUCCUUGUUUAAGCACAUAGUUCCAAUGAUGCGCUCUGAGAGUAUGGAAAUCACAGAAUCCCUUGUUCUAGGUCUUGGCAGGACCAACCCCGGAGCUUUUAGGGAACUAAUAGAGGAAUUGCACCCCAUAAUUAAAGAAGCCCUCGAAAGGAGGCCAGAGAACAUGAAACGGCGCAGGCGUCGAGAUAUUUUACGAGUACAGCUGGUACGAAUAUUUGAACUGCUGGCAGAUGCUGGUGUCAUUAGUCACAGUGCAAGUGGUGGCCUUGAUAAUGAAACACAUUUCCUCAACAACACUCUGUUGGAGUAUGUAGAUUUAACUAGACAACUCCUGGAAGCAGAAAAUGAAAAAGACUCUGACACACUGAAGGAUAUACGAUGCCAUUUCAGUGCCUUAGUGGCGAAUAUCAUUCAGAAUGUUCCAGUGCAUCAGAGAAGAAGUAUUUUUCCUCAACAGAGCCUUCGUCACAGUCUGUUUAUGCUGUUUAGUCACUGGGCUGGUCCUUUCAGCAUUAUGUUUACACCCUUGGACAGAUACAGUGAUAGAAAUAUGCAAAUCAACAGACAUCAGUACUGUGCACUGAAGGCUAUGUCUGCUGUGCUGUGUUGUGGCCCUGUUGCAGAUAAUGUAGGACUUUCAUCAGAUGGCUAUUUGUACAAAUGGUUGGAUAACAUUUUGGACUCUAUGGACAAAAAGGUUCACCAGUUGGGCUGUGAGGCAGUCACAUUGCUGCUGGAGCUGAACCCCGAUCAGAGCAACCUGAUGUACUGGGCCGUGGAUCGUUGUUACACGGGCUCCAGGAGAGUGGCAGCUGGCUGUUUUCGAGCCAUUGCUAAUGUCUUCCAGAACAGGGAUUAUCAGUGUGACACAGUGAUGCUCCUGAAUCUCAUCCUGUUUAAAGCAGCUGAUGCCUCGCGAAGUAUUUAUGAAGUUGCUAUGCAACUUUUACAGAUCCUGGAACCGAAGAUGUUUCGCUAUGCUCACAAACUAGAGGUUCAGAGAACGGAUGGAGUCCUCAGCCAGUUGUCUCCUCUGCCACAUCUGUAUUCUGUUUCAUAUUAUCAGUUGUCUGAAGAAUUAGCAAGAGCUUACCCUGAGCUCACUCUCGCCAUAUUCUCAGAAAUAAGCCAGAGAAUUCCAACAGCUCACCCUGCUGGCAGGCAAGUUAUGCUGCACUACCUGUUGCCUUGGAUGAACAACAUCGAGUUGGUCGAUUUAAAGCCUUUGCCUGCUGCAAGGCGAUACGAUGAAGCUGGAGAUGAGUCCUUAAAAGACCGAGAGCAGAUGGUGACGAGCAGACGGUGGUUACGCGGAGAAGGCUGGGGAUCCCCACAAGCCACUGCAAUGGUCUUGAACAAUCUGAUGUACAUGACGGCAAAGUAUGGUGAUGAACUUGCCUGGUCAGAGGUGGAAAAUGUGUGGACCACACUUGCAGAUGGCUGGCCCAAGAACUUAAAAAUUAUUUUGCACUUUUUGAUCGGCAUUUGUGGAGUGAACAGUGAACCAAGCCUUUUGCCUUAUGUGAAGAAAGUGAUUGUAUAUUUAGGUAGAGACAAAACAAUGCAGUUGCUCGAAGAGCUGGUGGGUGAACUACAGCUGACAGAGCCUGUGAACUCUGGGGUCACCCACAUGGACAACCCCCCAUAUUAUCGCAUCACUUCCAGCUAUAAAGUCCCUUCUGUCACCUCAGGAACUACUUCCAGUAGCAAUACAAUGGUAGCACCCACUGACGAUGACCCUGAUAAUAAGCCCUUGAAAGAGACUAUUGAAGAGAGCUACGUGCACCUUGACAUCUAUGGUGGACUCAACAGCCAUUUAAAUCGCCAACACCACAGGCUAGAAUCUCGAUAUAGCAGCAGCUCUGGAGGAUCUUAUGAAGAAGAGAAAAGUGAUUCAAUGCCACUUUAUUCUAAUUGGCGGCUGAAAGUGAUGGAGCAUAAUCAAGGAGCGCCACUGCCCUUCCCACCAGCUGGAGGCUGCUGGUCACCGCUGGUGGAUUACUUGCCUGAAACAUCAUCACCUGGAUUACCUCUUCACAGGUGUAACAUAGCCGUGAUCCUUUUGACUGAUCUGAUCAUUGAUCACAGCGUGAAGGUGGAAUGGGGAAGCUACCUUCAUCUUCUUCUUCAUGCCAUUUUUAUAGGGUUUGACCACUGCCACCCUGAGGUGUAUGAACAUUGCAAGCGCCUGCUGCUGCACUUACUAAUCGUGAUGGGACCCAACGGUAACAUACGCACUGUUGCGUCUGUCCUUCUCAGGAAUAAGGAGUUCAGCGAGCCCAAGGCGCUUACGGUCAAACAGACUGCACACUUCGAUUACACUUUCACAGGUGUGAAUGAUUUUAUACCUGAUUACCAGCCCUCCCCCAUGACUGACUCAGGGCUUAGCUCCAGUUCUACCUCUUCUAGUAUCAGCUUAGGAAACAACAGCACCACCAUCUCACACCUGCACACCACUAUCCUCAACGAGGUCGACCUUUCAGUCGAGCAGGAUGGAAAAGUCAAAACCCUCAUGGAAUUCAUUACCUCAAGAAAAAGAGGACCUCUUUGGAACCAUGAGGAUGUUUCUGCCAAGAAUCCCAGCAUUAAGAGUGCUGAGCAGCUAACUACAUUUUUAAAGCAUGUGAUCUCUGUUUUUAAGCAGUCAAGUUCAGGGAUCCACCUGGAGCACCGCCUGAGUGAGGUGGCCCUGCACACAGCACUCUCCUGUGCAUCUCGGCACUAUGCUGGGAGAUCCUUCCAGAUCUUCAGGGCCCUGCGGCAGCCUCUCUCUGCAGCUACACUUUCCGACGUUCUCUCCCGCCUCGUCGAAACUGUUGGCGACCCAGGAGAAGAUGCCCAGGGAUUUGUGAUUGAGCUGCUUCUCACGUUGGAAUCUGCAAUUGAUACCUUAGCUGAAACCAUGAAGCAUUAUGAUCUUCUUUCUGCCCUAUCUCAAACCUCAUACCAUGAUCCUAUAAUGGGAAAUAAGUAUGCAGCUAACAGGAAAAGCACUGGACAACUCAAUCUAAGCACAAGUCCCAUUUAUAGUAGCAACUAUUUAGGAUAUAACAGUAAUGCAAGAAGUAACUCUUUGAGAUUAAGUUUAAUUGGUGACCGAAGAGGUGACCGGCGGCGGAGUAACACACUGGAUAUAAUGGAUGGACGGAUAAGCCAUAGCAGUAGUCUAGCAAGGACUAGAAGCCUUUCGUCUCUGAGAGAGAAAGGAAUAUACGAUGUGCAGUCCACUACUGAGCCUGCCAACUUGAUGGCCACCAUCUUUUGGAUAGCAGCAUCUUUAUUAGAAUCUGAUUAUGAAUAUGAAUACCUCCUGGCUCUCAGGCUUCUUAACAAACUGCUCAUCCAUUUGCCUCUGGAUAAAUCAGAGAGUCGAGAGAAGAUCGAGAAUGUACAAAGCAAACUAAAGUGGAAUAAUUUCCCUGGCCUUCAGCAGCUCUUCCUGAAGGGUUUUACCUCAGUCUCUACUCAAGAAAUGACCGUGCACCUCCUCAGCAAGCUCAUCACUGUCUCCAAGCACACGCUGAUAGAUCCCCCUCAGUUGUCAGGCUUUCCUCUUAACAUCCUGUGCUUAUUGCCUCACUUAAUCCAGCAUUUUGACAGCCCAACUCAGUUUUGCAAAGAAACAGCUAGUCGAAUAGCAAAGGUUUGUGCAGAAGAAAAAUGUCCUGCCCUUGUCAACCUGGCUCACAUGAUGAGUUUGUACAGUACACACACAUACUCCAGAGAUUGUUCCAACUGGAUCAACGUUGUCUGUAGAUACCUGCACGACUCCUUCUCAGAUACUACAUUCAAUCUGGUGACUUAUCUUGCAGAGCUGUUAGAGAAAGGUCUGUCCAGCAUGCAGCAGUCCCUCCUGCAGAUCAUGCAUAGUCUCCUGAGUCAUAUUGACCUCUCUGCCGCUCCUGUUAAGCAGUUUAAUCUGGAGAUCAUAAAGAUUAUCAGCAAAUAUGUACAGAGUCCUUAUUGGAAGGAGGCUCUUAAUAUACUAAAGCUGGUGGUAUCUCGCUCUGCAAGCCUAGUGGUGCCCAAUGAUAUCCCCAAGACGUAUGGAGGAGAUCUGGGUUCACCUGAAAUAUCCUUCACAAAGAUUUUUAAUAACGUCUCUAAAGAGUUGCCUGGGAAAACCUUAGAUUUUCACUUUGAUAUAUCUGAGACUCCAAUCAUUGGAAAUAAGUAUGGUGAUCAACAUAGCGCAACUGGAAGAAAUGGGAAACCAAAAGUUAUUGCUGUUACUAGAAGUACUUCUUCAACCUCUUCUGGUUCCAACUCCAAUGCCUUGGUACCUGUUAGCUGGAAAAGGCCACAGCUAUCACAGAGAAGAACAAGGGAAAAGCUAAUGAAUGUGCUCUCUCUCUGUGGUCCAGAAUCUGGUCUUCCAAAGAAUCCAUCAGUAGUAUUUUCUUCUAAUGAAGAUUUGGAAGUUGGAGAUCAGCAGACGAGCCUGAUUUCUGCCACAGAGGACAUCAUUCAGGAGGAGGAAGCAGCAGUGGAAGACAAUAGCAGUGAACAGCAGUUUGGUGUGUUUAAGGAUUUUGACUUCUUAGAUGUGGAAUUGGAAGAUGCUGAGGGUGAAAGUAUGGACAAUUUCAACUGGGGAGUUCGCCGGCGCUCUCUGGACAGCAUCGACAAGGGGGACACCCCAUCCCUGCAGGAGUACCAGUGCUCCAGCAGCACCCCUAGCUUGAACCUCACCAACCAGGAGGACACAGAUGAGUCCUCAGAAGAAGAAGCAGCACUCACAGCCAGCCAGAUCCUUUCGCGCACACAGAUGUUAAACAAUGGCUCUGCUACGGAGGACACAUUGCCAGACCGGCCCGACUCGCUUCUCCGGUCUCAGGAUUCCACUGGCAGCACCUCAGCUGAGGAAGCUCUUCAGAUCAGAGAUGAGACCCCAAGUGUGGAGGCUUCUCUAGACAAUGCUAACAGCCAGCUGCCUGAGGACCCAGGUUCAGUAUUAAAGGAUGAGCAGGUUCUUGCAGCCUUUGAAGAUGAAGGGUCAUAUCUUACUCAAGAGCAGCAGGAUUCUCUUGUGUGCCAGGGAAUACUUGAUUUAGAGGAAACUGAAAUGCCAGAGCCUCUUGCUCCUGGAAGCUACCCUGAGUCUAUCUGUGAAGAAGAUGUCACGUUAGCUUUGAAAGAACUUGAUGAAAGGUGUGAAGAAGAGGAAGCAGAUUUCUCUGGACUGUCCAGACAGCUGAAUGCUGAUGACUAUGCUAUUCACAUUGACAGCCAAGACGAAGAUGAGCCAGAUGGUUUUCCACAGAUGCAGACCUCCCCGUUGCCUUCGCCCUUUCUUUCUGCCAUCAUAGCGGCCUUUCAGCCAGUGGCCUAUGAGGAUGAAGAGGAAGCCUGGCGCUGCCACGUCAAUCAGAUGCUCUCAGACACUGAUGGCUCCUGCGCCAUGUUCACGUUCCAGGUGUUCACCAGGUUAUUCCAGAAAAUUCAAAGACGGUUUGGAAACAUCACUAAUACAGCCGUCCACUUUCUGGGGGAAAGCCUGCAGCGCAUCGGGACCAAGUUUACAAGUUCCCUGGAGGUGAUGAUGGCAUGUUCAGAGUGCCCCACUGUCUUUGUAGAUGCCGAAACACUGAUGUCCUGUGGCUUACUGGAAACACUCAAGUUCAGUGUUUUGGAGUUGCAAGAACACCUGGACACAUACAAUGCCAAAAGAGAAGCUGCUGAACAGUGGUUAGAUAAUUGUAAGAGGACAUUUGGUGCCAAAGAAGACAUGUAUCGGAUAAACACAGAUGCACAACAAAUGGAAAUUCUAGCAGAACUAGAGCUUUGCCGGAGAUUAUACAAAUUGCACUUUCAAUUGCUACUUCUAUUUCAAGCCUACUGUAAGCUUAUCAACCAAGUUAGCACAAUAAAAAAUGAAGCAGAGGUUAUCAACAUGUCAGAGGAACUUGCCCAACUAGAAAGUAUCCUCAAAGAAGCUGAAUCUGCUUCAGAAAAUGAAGAAAUUGACGUUUCCAAAGCUGUGCAGUAUACCAUAGAGACUGCUAUUCUUUCCCUCAUUGAAACUUUAAAAAACAAGGAGUUUAUAUCAGCUGCAACACAACUCAAAACUUUCAGGUCCCUCUGGCCCAAUGACAUCUUUGGCGGUUGUGAAGAUGACCCCGUGCAGACAUUGUUGCACAUCUAUUUCCACCAUCAGACAUUAGGCCAGACAGGAAGCUUCGCAGUGAUAGGCUCAGACCUUGACAUGUCAAAAGCCAACUACAAAUUGAUGGAGCUUAACCUGGAAAUCAGAGAGAGCCUGCGUGUGGUGCAGUCCUACCAGCUUCUAGCGCAGGCCAAGCCCAUUGGGAAUUUGGUGAGCACUGGAUUCUGAGAAAAAUGGAACUGAAGAGGACAAAUACUAACAAGCACCUUCUAGGGACCUUUGCAAGUCACCCAAGAACCCUUUCUGGAGGCACCCACAAUGCUCGUGUAACCAACGCCAAACCUGAUCAAGAGAAAGGAAGGCUGACAAAAGCAAAGGUCUGAAAGGAGGAAAUAGAAUCCUUUAGCAGCUGCCAACUCCUCCCACAACUAUACAAAGAAGGAGUUGGGGUUUUUUUUCUUCUUCUUUUGAAUUAACCUGUGUGAAAAGAAAAGGGCUACAAGUGAUGUAUAUGUAAAAACAUUACUUUCUGGAAAAAGCAAAGAAUUCUUAGACUGCAAUAAUGGCC